Molecule: messenger RNA, 1644 nt
Organism: Talaromyces atroroseus
Lineage: Eukaryota; Fungi; Ascomycota; Eurotiomycetes; Eurotiales; Trichocomaceae
Exons: 4
Coding region: 1-1644 (547 amino acids)
Source: RefSeq, a predicted model, not a curated record
AUGCCAUCUAAAAAAUUCAGUCCUCCUCCCGAUGACGCUGCCGUGGAGUCGCAGGCGCAGAUCCAUCCACUGAUACGAAAUGCGUUGCGCCUUUCCCUGAGCGCAAAGGAAUACAAGUUCCUACACGAACGCAUCCUCAAGCGCUCCGGAUCGAUUGAGCAGCGCCUGCCCACGCCAUUCAGAUAUGAAACGAUUGUGCGAACGACGACAAAUAAUAAAUACAAUGUAGCUGCGGUGCGGGCGUCGUUGCGGAUGUUUUUGGCGGUUAGUGGUGGGUUGUCGUUGAGUGAAGUUGUUAUGGCGAGGGUUAGGAAGGAUGGAUCGAGUGCUAAAAAACCACGCGAAUCUUUUCUUUGCUCUCCCAAAUUCCGACUCGCAUUAUCACUCUCACUGGCCCUUCUGGCCCAUCGCAUUCUGUACCGGUUCUUCGUCCGACUACGCGCAAAUCUUCGAACAGACGAUGCCAAGCCGUUUAGGGAUCGCAAUCCUCGUUUCUCCUGGGCCUUGACGUCGAGAUAUGCGCCUGCUGUGGGUGCUAGUCUGGCUGGUGUCGCUCUGGGUAUUUGUCCCCAAAGCCGUAUUCGCGUUACGCUGGCGAUAUAUACGGCUACUCGCAGUUUGGAGUUUCUCUAUAAUGCUCUCAAUGAGAAGGGGUAUUUGGAGCAUAAGCCUUGGUGGUUUGGCAGCUGGCUGCUGAUGCCGAUUUCUUGUGCGCAAUUGUUUCAUGCGUUUGUGUUUGAUCGUGAAACUAUACCCAAGUGGAUGGGCGACUUGCUCCUUAGGUUCUCGUCUAGCUAUAUUGCAGAUCGACCUGCACAUUUCCCGGCGCAUCUGGACUGGCCGAGUCAGCAUGAACUAGUUGAUUCUCUCGGCUCAAUUGCCAGUCUUAAAUGGCCGACGUUUAUGUCGCCAAUUCUUCAUCCUAAUAAUCCUAAACCUCUCCCAAAACAAAUUCAGUCAAUUUCACCAUUGACAUCUCCGGCUCAUCCCAACAUUGCCUCGCUGUCAUGUGCUUUGCUUCACCCAAGCACACCAAGCUGCAACACCGCUUUUGUGCACCAAAUCCUACACUCUGUUCCUCGAUUAGCGCGGACCAUCACUCUUGCAGUCCUUGCUAUUUCAGCAGCCAGCUACAAGAAAUCACUCUCAAACCCCACCGGUUCAAUAAACACAAUCUCGAAGCGAAUCCUCAGCCUGACAGCCAUACUGUCCGCCUCAACAGGCUCAUUCUGGGGAAGUAUAUGCUUGCUGAAUAGUCUCCUCCCUCGCUCAGCCCUGUCAACACAACGAUUCUUCAUCAGCGGCGCCGCGGGCGGACUGCCCUUUGCCUUUUUCAAGCAAGGCCGAAGCUUGUUUACAUAUAUCUUCCGAUCAGCUAUCUAUUCCGCGUGGGCAACGGGCGUGAAACGACGAUACUGGCGCGAGUCGAAAUCAGGCGAACUGGCGCUCAUAGUCGUGUCGUGGGCACUACUCGGGGCGGUGCUGGAAUGGUCGCCUGAAGCUGUGCAGGGCGCUGGGUUCCGUAAGGGGCUGGCGUGGCUACGUGGUGAUGGCCUCGUAGAUCCCUGCGAGGUUGCUACGAAGAGGAAGAGAAGGGCAACUGUGACGGCGACGCAGGGUGAUGCUAAUGAUGCUGCUCUAUAA